CUGCAAACUCAGUCCUGCUCUCCUGUACACGGUGCAGGGCAGAGGGAGAGCCAAUCACCGAAACGCACAGGCUCCCUUUAAGCCUGACAUAUCUGCAACAGGAACAAACUGUCCCAACAAUCAACAUCCCAAUCUGCUGCGCGCAUCACGGGCUGGAGAGGAGUGGAUCGCCUACAGGGCCUGUGCUGCGCGGACGGACUGCGCCGGAUUGUAUCACGACAAGAAACAAAAAGAGACGCAGAAAAUAAACGACAUCUACCGUUUUGGAUACCAACGUUUUGGGCGGAGGAGUGAGCUCGGACAUCAUGUCUAUAUUGCCGUCCUUCGGGUUUACGCAGGAGCAAGUGGCGUGCGUUUGCGAGGUGUUGCAGCAGGGAGGAAAUCUAGAGAGGCUCGGCCGCUUCCUGUGGUCUCUACCCGCUUGCGAUCACCUCCACAAGAACGAAAGCGUCCUCAAAGCCAAGGCGGUGGUGGCCUUUCAUCGGGGGAACUUCAGAGAACUCUACAAGAUCCUGGAAAGCCAUCAGUUUUCUCCGCACAACCACCCGAAGCUGCAGCAGCUCUGGCUGAAGGCGCACUACGUGGAGGCGGAGAAGCUGCGCGGCCGGCCGCUCGGAGCUGUAGGAAAGUACCGGGUGCGGAGGAAAUUCCCGCUGCCCCGCACGAUAUGGGACGGCGAGGAGACCAGCUACUGCUUUAAGGAGAAGUCCAGGGGCGUCCUGAGAGAGUGGUACACACAUAACCCCUACCCGUCCCCGCGGGAAAAGAGAGAGCUGGCCGAGGCCACAGGACUGACCACCACGCAGGUCAGCAACUGGUUCAAAAACAGACGGCAGAGGGACAGAGCCGCAGAGGCGAAGGAGAGAGAGAACAGUGAAAACAACAACGCAGGCGGCAACAAACAGAACCAGCUGUCCCCGCUCGACGGAGGGAAGUCUCUCAUGUCCAGCUCGGAGGACGAGUUUUCUCCACCUCAGAGCCCCGACCAGAACUCAGCGCUUUUGCUUCAGGGCAACAUGAGCCAUCCCGGGGCCUCAGCUUACCCCAUGUCCGGCCUGGGGCCCCCACAGCCGGUGCACAGCAUGCACGGACACCCGCACCAACUGCAGGACUCCUUGUUGGGACCUCUAACCUCCAGUCUUGUGGAUUUGGGCUCUUAAAGAGGCUGCCAGAUUAUUAUAUUUUACAAAAACGGCCCCCUCACUCCCCCCCCCCCCCGUCCAACAAAAAAAGAAGACUGAUAAGUAUAUCAGAUUGAGUACAUGUAUGAAAUAACACUAUAGUAGCCUACCUUAUAAUAUAGACUGACUUGUCUGUCGUUAAAUUUGGUUAGAACAAAUUUCUUUAUGCGCUUAUCCUGUAUGCCCCCCCUGCCAGGAGGAUUUUCUGAUCUCCUGGACAUGGAAACACACCAACAGGACCUGCUUGAAACUCUUAACUCAAACAAACACUUAACUGGACCGCCCAUUUGCUUAAUUUAUGAUAUUUUGUUGAGAUAAAAGAAUUAUAGCAAACUCCUGCGAUGGAAACUAAGAGGUAACGUUUUCAUUAGGGUCAUGAUAAUUAGUUUCCAAUAAAACAAAAGUAAUGCA
This is a messenger RNA of Scatophagus argus, 1592 nucleotides long. Its product is annotated as homeobox protein six1b. NCBI's taxonomy places the organism in Eukaryota, Metazoa, Chordata, Actinopteri, Scatophagidae. The transcript is spliced from 2 exons. The coding region runs from base 306 to 1160 and encodes 284 amino acids. The record is from RefSeq and is a predicted model, not a curated record. Gene Ontology annotation, molecular function: RNA polymerase II cis-regulatory region sequence-specific DNA binding; DNA-binding transcription factor activity, RNA polymerase II-specific. Gene Ontology annotation, biological process: regulation of transcription by RNA polymerase II. Gene Ontology annotation, cellular component: transcription regulator complex; nucleus.